AUGCUGGACGAAUUGCUGGAGCUUGAAAUUGCAUACAGCAUUCUGAAAACUGACAAUGAUGCUGACCGGAAACGGGAUCCAAUCGAUGUUCAUUAUGAAAAACUCCAUGCGCAGCUCGAGGUGGUGGAUGAAAAAUCGGAUGAAUGGAAGCUUAUCCAGAAAUACGUUGCAAAUACUCAUGCACCAACGCAUACGCUUUAUAAGCUUGAAGUUGUUGAUAUUAUUCGAGUAAAACGUGAAGGUGAAAAUGAACGAUUUCGAAAAGAUAUCUUAAACCGAUACUUGCUGUGGCAUGGUUCACGGAUAACGAAUUAUGCGGGCAUUCUGUCGCAGGGAUUGCGAAUUGCACCACCGGAAGCGCCAACAGGGUACAUGUUUGGCAAAGGAAUAUAUUUCGCUGAUAUGGUCACAAAGUCGGCGAACUACUGCUAUGCUCUUAACAAAGAAGGAUUCAUUUUAUUGUGUGAGGUGGCACUGGGUGAAAUUCAGGAAGAGAUCCAGGCGAAAUCAAUCAGGAAGCCAAAAAAUGGAAAACACAGCGUUAAAGGCAUUGGACAGACGGUUCCAGACCCAAAGGAGAACUUUAUAACGGAAGAUGGUGUUACAGUUCCGCUUGGUAAACCUAUUCAAACGGGACGAGAUGACCUCGCGCUACUCUACAACGAGUUCGUUUUUUAUGAUUUUUUGCUGUGCGGCGCUAUAGCGCUGCUACAGUCAACAAAAACGCGUAUUGUCGAAAGGUAUAUAGUGUAUGAUGUCGCACAAGUUGAAAUCAAAUACCUGGUCCGCGCCAAAUUUAAUGCUCAGUUUUGA
Molecule: messenger RNA, 813 nt
Organism: Gongylonema pulchrum
Lineage: Eukaryota; Metazoa; Nematoda; Chromadorea; Rhabditida; Gongylonematidae
Source: the annotation of a GenBank genome assembly